CGAGAGGACGAUGAGCUGCUCCGUCUUACACCACGUUGAAGUGUGCGUGAAGGACGAGGCCAUUUUAGACCUUCUCACGCAUGGUUUCGGAUUCAGUCACUGCGCCCGCCGCGUCACCCAACGCGCGUCUCAAUGGGUUCUCAAGAGCGGUGGCUGCGUCUUCGUCGUGACUAAAAGACGCGAUGGAGAAGGGGUUAACGAGAACGGAAGUAGGAAGAUGAAUGAUGCUUGUAGGAAUGAGAGGGAAUGGAAGAAGGGUGAAGAAAAAAGUCAUACGAAUGGUACUGCGGUGGACGGAGAACAUUGGACUGUCUUUUGCUGCCGAGAUUCGGAUUCGCAUACGGUUGACUCCGUAUUCAACGUUGCUUUGGUGGUCCGGAAUGUGGAUUCGGUUACAGAGAAAGUCCAGGCUAUGGGCGGCCGUAUUUUAAGAGCCCCCUGUGACCUAACUGAUUCUCAGGGCAAGGUCAGGUAUGCAAUUGUAACCUCAUGCUGCGGCAACAUCGUCCACACCUUGAUUGACAAGGCUCAUUACAAUGGCGAUUUCCUUCCCGAAUUCGAACCAAUGGAUCACGCAUGUAUAAACGGAAGUGGAAGUACAACUAGCACUGUUAACGGUUAUCAUGAACAUGCACAAGAAAACGAACAUUCCCUGCACAGUGACAGCAACUCGGAUGAGCCUUCGAGACAGCACAAAAUAGAAAAUGAAGUCGACGCUUCACAAAACCCGAAACAUGAAGACAAAGUUUCACCUUCGCCGCCAUUGUGCACCCACGUUGAUCACGUGACUUACGUUUGCAGGGCGGGAGAGUCUCGUCAAUUACUAGACUGGUAUGAACAAUGUUUCGGAAUGAAGAGAUUCUUCGCCAACGGAGAGGAAACGGAGGCCGACGGCUUCGUGCUCGGGGGCAACAUAGGCCUACGACUGAAGGCGAUGGAGUACUGGCGGUGCGCGGAGACCGGCCUCCUCAGCGCCUCCGGGGCCUCCAUGGAAGACGCGUCCCUCAAGCUGGUCAUCGCUGAACCUCUGCCGGAUGUCAGCACAAGUCACGUGGAGACCUUCCUGCGGGCGCACGGGGGGCCGGGCGUGCAGCACAUCGGCCUCCACACGCCCACGAUGGCGGCCACGGUGGCGUUCAUGGCGGGGAGGGGCGUGGUGUUCAGGAAGCCGCCUCCCGUCUACUAUGACGAGGGAGUGAAGCUCAAUGAGAUUGAAGAAGCAGGACAUGGAAGUGAACUGUCAAUGUUCAAAGACUUAGGGAUUCUGUUAGACACGGAAGCAGACAUCUUUUCAGAAAUGGAGGAAGAGGAGGGAAAAAAGAGGUAUCUAAUGCAAGUCUUCACUGGGCCAAUCUUCAAGCAAGACACAUUUUUCUUGGAGGUUAUACAGCGAUGUGGAGCGCGAGGUUUUGGUGCAGGGAACAUCACAGCUCUUGCCAAGUCUAUCAUCUUGUACAAUGAGCAGCAACAGAAAUUAAAAGCAUAAGAAGUUAGACUUUGUUCUAUGAGAUAGAAUGAAAAACGGACAAAUAUUAUUGUGAUAAUUUGUGGUCUCUAUGAUUUUCUUUUAUUUUUAGAAAGGAUUUUCAAAUGACAGAAUGUUACUCCUGUUACCUGCCAUUUAUGUGUGAUUUUCUUUUACUGUAGGUGAGACAUUUUUGUAAUAUAUAUUUUUGAAACCAUCAUUUUAUAUUUCCAACUUAAUGUAAAUAGUUACUUUGGUUACCAAUGAUCAAAAUGAGAGGGUAUUAGAAGUAAAAUAAAAGUCUAC
This is a messenger RNA of Penaeus indicus, 1771 nucleotides long. Its product is annotated as 4-hydroxyphenylpyruvate dioxygenase-like protein. Gene Ontology annotation, molecular function: 4-hydroxyphenylpyruvate dioxygenase activity. NCBI's taxonomy places the organism in Eukaryota, Metazoa, Arthropoda, Malacostraca, Decapoda, Penaeidae. The transcript has 5 exons. Gene Ontology annotation, biological process: aromatic amino acid metabolic process. The record is from RefSeq and is a predicted model, not a curated record. Bases 11 to 1486 code for a protein of 491 amino acids.